AUUGAAGUUUUUGCUAGCGAUCAGGCGCGGCUGGGUGGUGGCGGCUGUUUCAAUGCCAAUGGAGCGGCCUUGCAAGGGCAGUCGGGCGGGCCUGGUCCUCCUUAGAACUUCUAGAAGAGCAACAGCAGACGUAUCUAGGUUACAGUAGAAUCAAUACUUGUUGAAUGCUCAUCAUUGUGCGGCAGCCGCCCAUGGCGACCAGCUGUCCGCGUCUGCAAGUGCCGCCCACCAAAAGCACGCGGUGCGCCACUGCGUCCCCAUGUGCCCACAAUUGGAAAGUUCCUGGACAGCCGCACCGUAGCUUAUCGGCUUGCAGUGGCCGGGCUCUGAUAAGUGGGCGCUCGCCAUUCUGCAUUGCAAGAAAUAGCGCCGCGCAAAGUUGGGCAAAGUUGGGUUUGGUUCAGCGGAGGUGGCGCUGUAGGUCCAUCGGAAGAAGGACGGUCAAAGUAUGCAGCGGCAUCACUGUCGGGGCGACAGAAGAACCAGUGCCAAGAAGGUCGAACCUUUCAAGCACUUCUUUGAUAGGUUCGCCGGAAGACCCGGCUGCCCUUCCAGGGCUUGAGGUCUUGGAAGACAUUUUUGAACCCCGGCGAAAGGGAAAACCACUCGCAGCCGAAUUGUCUGCCGUGGCUGAGCUAGAAAGUCCUCCAGAAUUGCAUAUUUUAGAAGAGCUGCUAAGUGAAGGGGGUGGUGUGACUGGGGCUGCUCAGGGGGUUGCCGGUUUGAGAGGACGGGGUCAAAGCCCGGAAGUUACGAAGGUUGGUUCGGGGGACAAUGUUAGAGACAAAGACGUGGGCAGAAUACAGGCGGGUGGCUUCGGAGUGAACCGCCAGAAAUGGAGAAGACCUCCAUUGAAAAACGAAGUGGCCAGCAGCAAUGGAGAGGGCACAAGCGGGGAGCAAGGAGGUGACUCCCGCUCUACUCUGGAGGCAGCUCUUCGCAAUGCGUCCAAGAGCAAGGAAGCGAGACUUGUACUCGGUGGCGGGGGGGUCCCCAAAAAGGCCUUCGAUCCCCCUAGUAAGAAGCUGACUUAUGCUGGGCGUUUUGGCGAAGAUGGGCGGAAUGAGCAGAUUCCGAAUGUAGGGGAAGGUAGUGAGGAAGCCCGGGCUUCUAGAAGCCCAGCAAAGGGUGAGAGUAGGCAGAGUCGGGUUGUUGGACAAUCGGUAGCAAGUACAGGCAUAGCCCAACCUGCGGAGAAGAGCGUUUUGAGGAGUCGCAGUGCUGAUACUCAAGCCAGUCGCGUGCCCGGGGCCUGGGCCCAGUGGCUGAACAGUGUCAGUGAGCGGAAAGGGGAGGAAGAGCGAAGUGGUGUCUGGGACAAAUUGCAAUCGCAGACGGGCAAUAGUGAGGGGGUUGGGGAUCAGCAGGUCCUGGAGGGGCGGGAGACUGGGGAAGAUUCUGCAGUAACUGGGGGGGUCAGGCCGGUUGUGGAGAGGUACUCAGGAGGCGCAGCAGGAAGUGGGCAGGAGUUCAAUCUGAGCAGGGGAGGCGAUCCGGAAUGGGAUACAGGCAGGGGUGCAAAAGGCGUUCUCGGAGAAAGAGGUGGGAAGUCGUUCUCAAGAUCAGAUUCUGAGGACGUUCUUGGGCUAGGCGGCCAACUUGCGGGUGUUUGGUCGAGCAACGAGGACAGAGGGGUCUCCCAGGCAGCUUCGGCAAAAUCAGCUGCUGCCAGUGUACAAACUCUUGGAAGAAACGGAGUUCGCUUCAUUGCGGAGGGGUCCCAGUUGACGGAAGAGCCCGCGCUGCGGAGAAGGGGGCUGGCGUACGAGAAACUGAGCCCCAGCGAGCUAUUCGGGGAGGAACCGUUUGAGGCGGUCACUGCAAAGACCGGGUUAAGAGAGACGGGGUUAGGGAAGGGGGGACAAGGGGAACGCUGGGGAGUUGAGGGGCUGGAAAAGGACUUUGCAGAGGAGGAUGGUGCGUUGGUAAAGGAGAACGAUGGUGGGUCGGGGGAAGGUGUUGAGCUGGUGCAAGGGUGGUCAAGAAACGCAGAAGGAAAGGGGGACGAUGGAGAGCUUUCGCGGCGCGGGUCGAGUCGGAAUGGGGCAGCGGGGAUCCCUCGAAACCUGGAAGGUGCGGAGAUUGGUCAUGGCAGGGCUUGGGCGGUUGACACUGUCUUGAAUCCAGUCGGCCAGUCUGCUGAUGGAGUCGAAUCAUUGAGGAAGAGCCGGUUAGAAAGUGGGUUAGGAGGUGGUCAGCCGGCGACGAGAAUAUGGAGCGCGAGUGAUCGGAGCGGGUCAGCAAGCGGGUUGGGAAGCGGGUUUGAGGGCCGGCCGAUUGCACUACGGCGGGGCAGAGCGGAUGCUCCAGAAAGGCAGGGUCCAUUUACAGAGACAGGGACUUCUAGGGAGGUUUCGGAACGGGUGGGUGACGGUCGGGAGCAACGGGAAGCGGAACGAGCUGCCGCGAAAGACAGGGCCUGGGCCGCUUGGCAGGAGUUCAGCUCGGGGAGGGGCGGGAGCCCCCAGGAGAUGAGCGAGUUUCUUGCCAAAUGGACUGCGGAGAAUGCCGCUACCGGGAGUGGGGAGGAAGAGGAGCCGGUGAACGAGCCUCGGUCCGCCGGCGGCGACAUGGGGAGAAGGAGAAGCGCGGUCAGUGGGUGGGAGGGUUACGUCUCAGAUGCAAAUGGAGGAGCCCCUGAGGGGUCAUACAGUGCGUUUGCGGAGAGAGCGGCUCCCAGAAAGGUCUUUGUACGAGGGGCGGCGAAGGGGACGCCAGGCGGGGCAAGAAGAGAGGCGAUCAGUUUGUCGAAGGGUUAUGGCUCAGAUGCAGACGGGGAGCGCCGUGAGGGGUCAUACAGUGGGUUUGCGAAGACAGCAGCCCCCGAAAAGGUUUUCACACGAGGGGCUGCACCAGGGACGCCAGGCGGACUUAGGAGCAAAAGCAGUGGAAGGGGCAGAGAGGUCAGGCCUGUGGCAGAGAGUUUAAGAAGCGUCGAAGAAGCGGAUCGACCCGGUCUAGAAAGACCGAAGGAGGUCAGGGCGGAGGAAGGUGAGUUCGGCGGGCGGGAAGAUAGUUCACGAGGGGGGGGGAGUGACCGGGCAUUGAGCCACCCCCGAAAUGGCGGUGUUCGCACACUGAAGGACAUCGCUCCUCAAGGCCCAACUAACGGACGGCAGAUAUCGGGGGAUCCCCCAAUCGCUUCAGAGCCCAGUCGCGAGACAUGGGUGAGAAGGGCCGAUGCGAGCGAAGGGCCCGGGGCGGAAGCUGACGUCAGCACGGCCUUCGGGGCCGAUGGCGAAGGUGCUGACGUCAGCGAGAACCGCAACGGCGUGCCAGCAGCGGGUGCGGGUGAGGUCAGCGCAGAGUCUGAAGAGGCGCUGGAGUGGGGCAUGAACGAAGGAGCGGACCCAGAUUGGGUCGGCGAUGACCAACUGGGAGCUGACACGUGGCAGGAGUGGGAGGUGGAGGAUGACGACGAUAUCGUGCAGCCGACCGAGACCGACUGGCAAAAGGUCUUUGUCGCCGCGGCAGCCCGGCGCCUCCAACGCGCCGGCCGGGAGCCGGAAACCGAGCCCGAGCCAGUCGAGCUUCCGGCAGAGGUCGCGGCCGGGGGAUCCCCCCGGGUGCAGUUUGAGGAACUGUGCGAGGAGGAACAAAAAGCCCUGCUUCUGCGCGAGUCGCUGGACCUGUCGGUGCGCAACCGCGUGCAGAAACUGAAGGACUCGCGGCCGCGGAAGAAGCCCCGGGAUGAGCGGACCAUGGAGGAGCGCGGCUUCGCGGUGUUCCUGGAGGUCUUGCCCGAACUAGAGCGGCAAAAACUGCUGUGCCAGAAGAUCAAGUCGGGCCAGCUCGUGUGGGCGCCUUGCUGCGUCUACUACGUGAUCCACCACAGCCACACGGAGAUCCUGCGCUUCUUCAACGCGCGCACGCGCGCGCUCGCCCGCCAGUGGAAGCUGGGCUACUCCGCGACCAAGGCGCUCAACUACUACAUGCGCUCCAGCUGCGCGCUCACGCUCGCCAUCAAGAACCAGCUCAAGUCGCGAGCCGCAGCGUACCGUAAGUGGGGCCGGGAGUUAACCGACCCCGUAACCCGGGCCAAGUUUGAGAUGAAAACGCCCAUCCCUCUUGGGGGCUGGGACACUAUCGACUGGGACCGCCCGGUUGGAGUGCGAGCGGUCGGGGGAGGGUACUAUACACCAGAAGAGAUGAGGGUCCGAACCCGGAUGGUGCCCCAACCGAUUACUUGGAAGAUUCCGACGGUGAACGAUCCCACUUUGGGGGGAAAGUGGGACCUGGGGAUCGAGACCCCUCAGAAAGUGCGGCAGCGGACGAAGCCGGAUGGGGGGCGGAGGGGCCGGAGGUAGGAUGCUGUGGUGGAGGAGGAGAGUAAAAUCGUGGACGGAUUGCGAACAAAAGCAGGGACUCCAGACAAUAACUGGUGGUACAAGUGCGUUGUCGAGUUAGUACGCAUGCAAAAGCCACAUUCAACCUUGGUUCACCUCCAAGUUUAUGCCUGAUUGGGCG
Klebsormidium nitens is the source of this 4467-nucleotide messenger RNA. The record is from the annotation of a GenBank genome assembly. NCBI's taxonomy places the organism in Eukaryota, Viridiplantae, Streptophyta, Klebsormidiophyceae, Klebsormidiales, Klebsormidiaceae.